AUGGCAAAAGUACAAGCACUUAUUCGGAUUAGGCCAUUAUCGGCUGAGGAGAAGAGAAACCAAAUGAAGAAAGGUUGGACUAAAAUUGGCGAUCGAGGUAUUAUUCAGUAUUUAGGAGGUGAUGGUUCUGAGAUAUCUUCUCAGGCCAUGUUCUUUGAUUGGGUUUUUGGUGAACAAGAGACUAAUGCUGAUGUUUAUGCCCAUAUGGCUAGUUCAAUUGAACAGGCACUUUUAGGCAUAAAUGUAUGUGUGAUUGCUUAUGGCCAGACUUCUUCUGGAAAGACUCAUACUAUGCGUGGGUACUUAGUUCAGGACCAACUAAGUGCUUGGCUACCGGCUGAUAAGGAAAACAAACGAGUCCGAUCGGACUCAGAUCCUGGUAUUAUCCCACGAGCCCUUCAAGCUCUCUACCAGAAGAAAACAAACCAACAGAUAAGUAUCUCUUUUAUUGAGGUGUACAAUGAGUGUAUUUAUGAUUUACUAGGUGAUUCAACUGAAAACCUCCAAAUUAGAGAAGGAGUAUCAGGUGAAGUUUACAUUCAAAACGUAACGGAAAAAGAGGCCAAAACCGUCCAAGAAGCUCUACAAAUCUUCUUGACAGGUGAUAAAUCGCGUAAAGUUGCUGCCACACGUAUGAACCGAGAAAGCAGUCGUAGUCAUGCUUUACUUAAAAUCAAAAUCAAAGUGUCCGGUCAAACCACUUCAGCUGUUUUUGUUGAUUUAGCUGGUUCAGAACGGCAUAAAUUAGCCCAAACUGAAGGAAAGUCUCUUAAAGAAGGAGCAUGUAUCAACAAAAGUCUUCUGGCCUUAACUACAGUUAUAUCUAAAUUAUCACUUAAACAAACCCAUAUUCCUUUUCGUGAUGCUAAACUCACUCGAAUUCUUCAGCCUAGUCUUACUGAAGGUUCACUUACUCUCUUAAUCUGUGCCGUUUCACCCAUUCCUAAGUGUACAGAAGAGACUCUUUCCACUCUUAAUCUAGCCAGUCGAGCCAAGAACAUUGAUAUUAAACCAGCACCUAAACCUCCUAAGACAUCCAUAACUACUCGCAUUCAUCGCCUGAUUAAUUCUACUCAGUCCCUGCGUAGUAGUAUUACUCAGGCCAAAGAAGACCUUACUGCUACUAAAACUCUCUUAGAUACGGCCGAAGAAGAUAUCCAAUUUCUCACUACUGCCCUCGCCCAUCCUCCACCUUCUUUUUCUAAUCCACUCCCACCCCCACCUUCUAAACCUCUAUCUACCGCCCAUCCAGCCCAUGCCCAAGCUAACUUAGCCGAACUACUAGCCGAGCUCAAACACACUAAAGCCAAGCACCUCACUCGACUUUCCGAACUUUCAGAUUCAGUCCAAUACCUUCUCAAACAAGAAAAGUACUUCUCCGCCGCCAUCAAACCACCACCACCAACUGCCACUCUCCUCCAGCAUCUAGUUGAAGGCGACAAACUCAUUCAACAACAAAGAGAGCAAAUCAAAACUCUCCUCCAACAAACCAACUCAACUCAAUCCAAUCCAACCCAAACCAGCACCACUCAUCCCAAUCUUACUUUCGCCCUAGAAAUAGACCGUCUCAAGAAAGACUUCCAAAGAGAAAAGCGCAUUCUCCAACUCAAAAUAGCUCAACUUGAAUCCCAGCACAACUCCACCAACUAA
Nematocida homosporus is the source of this 1650-nucleotide messenger RNA. RefSeq lists its product as uncharacterized. The record is from RefSeq and is a predicted model, not a curated record. Gene Ontology annotation, molecular function: microtubule motor activity; microtubule binding; ATP binding. The transcript has a single exon. The coding region runs from base 1 to 1650 and encodes 549 amino acids. Gene Ontology annotation, biological process: microtubule-based movement. Lineage: Eukaryota; Fungi; Microsporidia.